Molecule: messenger RNA, 3451 nt
Organism: Metopolophium dirhodum (rose-grain aphid)
Lineage: Eukaryota; Metazoa; Arthropoda; Insecta; Hemiptera; Aphididae
Exons: 4
Coding region: 668-1711 (347 amino acids)
Source: RefSeq, a predicted model, not a curated record
AGCUGCUCGUUUCCAGUCCAUUAUAUCUUAGUCCGUGCGUGAUUAUUAUGUGUGUGUGAGGUGUAUUCUGUUGCAGUCCGUGGUUGUGUUUUUGCGUGUGUGCGGCUGAUGUGCGUGCGUGGGUGUGAUUGUACUUGAUGCUGCCGCAGUGUGCCGUGUGCGUGCGCGUUAGUAACCCUCAUAAUAAUAAUAAUAAUAAAAUGCAAAAAUGUGCAAUUGACAAUUAACUGAUUAACAGCAUUAAUCAUUAUGCAGUAUUGCAACAAGCACUGAGCGGCGCGUUCGUCAGAGACUCAGCAGUCGAGCAAAUAAUAUAAUAUACGUAUAUAGUAUUUGAGUCGUGUUACUCUAUACUCUAGUUAGUGAUCAGUGAUAUUGGGUGUUUUAGUUCGCGUUUGUUUGCUCUACUGUGGUGUUUGUCUUGUUUUGUAAAUAUUCGUAAUAAUAAUAUAAUAAAUAAUAUUAUGAAUACAAAUAUAUUAAAGUACGACAGCAGUUGUAGUGCCGAAAAUCGAUAAAAAUUAUCCAGUUGUCAGAUACCGACUAUAUGGUCUGAACCACUGGUGGCCAUCAACGCGAUUGAUCUUGUGUGAUUCGUAAAUUCUACCUGUCGCACUUUUGAUUCUGAGCCUCCUUCUCUCAAGAAUAGCGAAGUUUAAAAAAUAUUAUGUCGUCGUUGACAUACUGGUUGCUGGUCGUGUUGUGCUUGGGCCAAGCCAUGGCGUAUAUCGAAAAAAUCAUGGAAAACGAUAGUGUUUGUUCGAUGAGUUUCUUUUCAAAUAAUUUAGACCUUUCUGGUCGUGAAGAUCAAUCAGCUAUGGUGAUCAAAGAUAACCAAUAUUUUCAGAAGUGGACUGGCAAGCAUGAAUUUAAUUGUAAAUUUACAGUAACUUCCUCACUUGGGUUGGGUGUUUUUGCGGUCAUACAGCAUAUGUCUUUUAGACGUAAUGCUCAAGGACAAUGUAUUGAUUAUAUUCAAUUUCGCCAUGCUGAAAAAACCUUAAGUGUUCUAGACUUAAAUAUUAAAAUUAAGUCAUCAGAGCACUGGGGUGAGAAAAUUUGUGGAAAAUUAAAUGCAUUUGAAGCUAAUGUUGGUAAUGAAUAUAAUCAAGGCAGUGAUGGAAACGAUGAUAAAGAAAUAAAAAAUUCAUUUGUUGAUCAUAGAGGUAUGAUUGAAGUUAAAAUAUAUCUUGGAAAUAAAUCUAUAGAGUCCACUGAUGAACUAAAGUUUGAGAUUGUAUUCACAGCAUUCCAAGAAUGCAAAUAUGACAAUGGUCAUUGGAAAAGUUGUGGUAGAAAAACAUGUAUUUUUAAAGAUUUUUUCAAUGAUGGAAAAGUUAACUGUCCAUACAAAAGCUGUAAAGAUGAAAGUGGUUGUCGCCCAGUAGUCUCAGUACUCAAUAGUAACUAUAUAAGCAGCACAACUGUAACCAGUAAAAUUGUGGCUGGAGCAGUUGCCUGCUUGGUUACCAUGAUUUUAGUAUUCAUUGCGUUCCUAUGGAUAUUUAGGCAUUGUGGACCUGCAUUUUGUUGUAUAAGCAACUCUAAUAGCCAUCCACAUUCUUCUGAAAUGCAACCAGUGCCACGCUUGGACACAAUGGCUAUUAUAGCUACAGCUCCACCCGAUUCUAUGGUGGCUAGCGGUACUGAAGUAAGAACAGCCGAUAAAGAUCUACCACCUUCAUACGACUCAUUGUUUCCAAGUAAAUAGUAACCACAAUCAAUAUUAUAAGGAUCUGUAUAAUUUUUUCAUCUAUCUCAUGUAGUUUAUAAGGUGGAUUUUAUACAUUUAUUUAAGAUUUCUAUCUGAACAAAUUUAUUAUUAUUAUUAUUUUUUUUUUUUUUGGAGAGAAAUAUUGAAGACAUUUUAAGCUAAGUACACCAAUUAUGUUCGAUUGUACCAGUGAUUUUUUAAUUUUCAAAACAAAAUUGUUUUAUUCUAAUUGGACUACCUAUAUAACUGAUCAAAAAAAAAAAAAAAAACAGUUAAAAAGUACUAAUAUUUUGACCUAAUUAGAUUAUUUUUAUUUUUACUCUUUUAGUUUAAAGAGUGAGACACAGUGUCUAGCUAUUUUUUCAAAGUGCUAACAAUUAUAUCACUGGCCCACCAUGUAUUUAUCUACUCUUAAAUUAAUCAAUCAAUACUAAAAACGAUCAUCUUUAUACUAGUAUCUUUUGUUACACAAAUUAAUUAUAAUAUAUAUAAUAUAUUUAUUUUUUUUAAUGGUUUGUAUUAAAUAUAUUAACUAUUUACCAACUCAAGUAUCAAAUACAAUAAGUAUACUCUUUUUAACCAAAAGAAAACUAAACAUUGUUGACACACAAGACUGAAUAAAUAAAAAAUUUCAAAUUGAUUAUUACCUACCUAUCACUUAUGCAAAUUAAACCGAAUUAAAAAAAAAAAAAAAAAUUAUAUCUUCUUUUUAAUAAUAAAGUCAAUUCGUUUAUUCAGAUUUGUGUAAUGUACAAAUGUAUAAUCUAGGUUAUACAUUAUAUAAUAUACUAUUAUAUUCAUUUUAUCAACCAAAUCAGUAUUUAAAAUAAUUUUAGUUUCUAAACUUUAAGCGCAACACAGUACAUUUGUGAAUAUCUUGUAAAACUUGUUUUAUUGACUAAGCAUCUAGAAGACACCAUUAUUUGGAUUAUAAUUUUUUGCUCUUGCAUGAGACUAUCAGAGUCCAACUUUUAUAAUUACCUUAAUUUUUGUUGUUCAAGGUUCAAUAAUACCUUUUUCCAUUGAUAUUCAAUCUUUUUGUAUUUGUCCCUUGAUUGUGGACCACCACAAUUCUAAAUAAUGUUUCAAUUUUAAAACUACUUUAUUUUUACCUUAUUAAAAAAUUAUUUUAAUUGAAUGUUAUGAGAUCCUGCGUAAUAUAUAGUAUAGUGUAAAUAUAUGUGCUUUACAUUUUAGUCAACAUUAAUAGUAAGUGCAAUACCACAUCACUCUACUAUAAAUGUUUACUAAUAUUUUGAACCAAAAGUAAAAUAUGUAUAAUGUCUAAUAUUGUGAAGCAUAUAUUUUAUUAUAUAUUAUUUUUACUCAGUAAGAUAUUAGGUAGAACUCAAUUAAUAUGACUAAGUAUUCUUAAAGAAUAACAUUUUUUUAUUUGUAUAAUUAUAUUAUUAUUGGCUAACUUUAAGUAAAAUCAAUAUUGAUAUUAUUGUAUUCUUUAUGUUUAUUUUUAUAUUGACUUAAGUACCAAAGACAAAAUAUAUUGCUUGUACCUUAAUAAUGUUAGAUACUUUGGUAUUUGUAAAAUUAAUUACAUUUUUGUGUAUAUAUAUCUAUAAACUAUAUGUCAAUAUACAUUUAAAUAUAUUCAUGCUUGUAAGAAUUGUGUAUACAAUUAAUAUUACUAAUAAAUUUAUAUUUGAAGUAUUAUUUACUACACUUCAAUACUGUAAAUUGAUACUGUGAUAAAAAAAAAAAGUAUAUUUAUAUCUAAUAUAU